AUGCAAGAAUUGCUUCUAAGGCAGAGUCCAACCGCAUCGCCCAUUGCAGGAACAGUGCCAUUUCCACUCUUGUCAGCCGAAGGUGUCAAAUCCUACCGAAGGGCCCUAUUCCAGAAAGACGUUAUAGACAAAUGUGCCAGUUCGCCGUUCCCAGGAACUUUGGUUCUCCGUGAUGCGGUGAAGCAGUCCAAGUUCGUCAAUGAUCUUUGGACGCACCCCGAGACAAUGAGGAUUGUCUCUGAAGCAGUCGGUGUACCUCUGGAGGUGGUGAUGCCAACGGAAAUAGGGCACACUAACAUUCAAGUUGAAGGCACUACCAUCGCAGAAAUGGCCAGCAAUCUCAAAGUUGAGCCGGCGGCAGAGAAGCUCCAGUUGAGCCCUGAGGAACGAAGUUACGACCCUUUAAAAGAUGCUAGUGCUAUCAUUCCGUGGCACUACGACUCAUAUCCUUACGUCUGUGUAUUGAUGCUAAGCGAUACUGAGGGUAUGAUCGGAGGCGAGACAUAUAUCAAGAAGGGAGACGGGGAGGUACAGAAGAUUGGUCAUGCUGUCAUGCUCCAAGGCGGCGAAGUCUGUCAUCUCGCUGCCCGGGCGAAAGGUGUGAAGGAGCGGAUAUCGACCAUCACUUCAUACCGUUCGAAAAUGCCAAACGUCUAUGACUCCAGCUAUAUUACCAACGUCCGACCUUAUGCGGAUAUAAGCUCUCUCUAUCCUGAAUGGACACAAUAUCGCUUGCGGAAAUUGAGAGAUGAACUUACCCAUCACCUCGACGAGAUGGAGAAAGAAGAAGACCCUGUCCAAGCGAGGAAGGAUAUCCAAAAUCUUAUAGAUCAACAGAUCGAUUAUUUACAACGAACCUCUCGACAGAUGGUUGACCCUGAGUAUACUCAGCAAGUUUUGAGGAAGUAUGGCAGGCCGGCAUACUAUGACGCACCUGGAAUUUGGGAAACUGUUCAAUCACUACCGGGAUUUGAGAGACUUGCAUCAGCUGCAGAUGAGGAACGACGUUGGAAGCCGGAGAGUAUCUAUUGGAUGGACCUCCUGAGAUCUAUUGAAACAAUUCGGUUGGGGAAACCUCUUCAUAGCGCUCUCGGAACCGCCGUGAGAGAGAAGGCGAAAAAGUACUACAUGGGGGAUGAACUUCUGCGACAAGGACUCAACGAGGCGUUCUUGGAUUACUUGGGAUCCUCAGGUAUCUGGGAACUUUACCGCACCAUUUGA
Penicillium egyptiacum is the source of this 1221-nucleotide messenger RNA. Lineage: Eukaryota; Fungi; Ascomycota; Eurotiomycetes; Eurotiales; Aspergillaceae. The record is from the annotation of a GenBank genome assembly.